UCGGGCUCCCGGUGGAUAGCACACACACAUACACACACACACCAGUUAACCCACAACCGACUCCAGUUGAAGGUUUAAUGGUGAAUGUUUGCUUGAUGGGGUCCAAGCAGGCGACAGAGUGAUGGUCUAAGGACUCGCAGACGCUGAGGUGCUUGCGCGUGGAAUGUUGCGCUGGUCAGUGCACCUUGAAGGAGGGCCGCGGAGAGUCAACCAUGCUGCUGUGGCGGUGGGGCACAAGGUGUACUCCUUUGGAGGCUACUGCUCCGGGGAGGACUAUGAGACACUCCGUCAGAUUGAUGUGCACAUCUUCAACACAGUGUCUCUGCGAUGGAUGAAGUUGCCUCCGGUGAGGAUUGGAGGACAUGAACGUGCCCGUGAAGUGCCAUAUAUGCGUUAUGGCCACACAGCUGUGCUGCUGGAUGAUAUUAUCUACCUCUGGGGUGGGCGUAAUGACACAGAGGGGGCCUGCAAUGUGCUUUAUGCCUUUGAUGUCAACACCCAUAGAUGGUUCACACCCAAGAUUUCGGGGACACUACCAGGGGCGAGGGAUGGCCAUUCAGCUUGCGUCCUAGGGAAGGCAAUGUAUAUAUUUGGAGGAUACGAGCAGCUGGCUGACUGCUUCUCCAAUGACAUCCACAAGCUGGACACCAUCACCAUGGUGUGGUCAUUAAUUAAUGCCAGAGGCACUCCUGCACGCUGGAGGGACUUCCAUUCAGCGACCAUCAUCGGGACAAAGAUGUUUGUAUUUGGGGGCCGAGCAGACCGCUUUGGUCCCUUCCACUCUACCAACGAGAUCUACUGCAACAAGAUCAAAGUGUUUGACACAGAGACCAACUGCUGGCUUAGCACCCCUUCAACACAGCCAUCGCCAGAGGGACGCAGGAGUCACUCAGCCUUUUCCUACAAUGGAGAGCUGUACAUAUUUGGAGGAUACAAUGCCCAUAUGGACCGGCACUUCAACGAUCUCUGGAAAUUCAAUCCAGAAGCCUUUUCCUGGAUGAAGGUAGAACCGAAGGGGAAAGGGCCAUGUCCACGGAGGCGGCAAUGCUGUUGCAUGGUUGGAGAUCGAAUCAUCCUCUUCGGAGGAACCAGCCCCUGUCCAGAGCAAGGAAUGGGUGAUGAAUUUAACCUCAUGGAUCAUUCAGACCUGUAUAUCUUAGAUUUCAGCCCUAAUUUGAAGACGUUAUGCAAAAUAGCUGUUAUUCAGUACAGUCUGGAGCAGUCAGGACUCCCACAUGAUCUCAGGUGGGAACUGGCAGCUAUGACCACCAACAGCAACAUCAGCAGGCCCAUCUUCUCCUCCCAUGGCUGAUGCCUCUGAAUGUGAAGCAGAACCAGAACUCUCCGCUCUGUUUCAGGACGCCAGGCUUUUAUCUUUCUAAUCAACUGAGCUCUGACGGAUUGUUUUUUUGUAGAGUUUGGAUUUGUUCUCCACAUUCUCCAAGUGAAAACUCUCAAUACUGACCAAAAUAUCCUACAUAUGACUUGCUUGGACUCCAUGGGCUUUCUCAUGUCUAAGGAUAUUUUAACCCUUGAAACACUGAUCGCGUGAGAAAGAAAAUGUUGACAUCGGCUCACCUUUUUUCUCUUCUUUCUAGCUUCUCUAGAAAUUCAAUCAGCCUAUGAUAAUCAUAGACUCCUAAUCUUAAACACAGGAAGAGACAAGAACUUCAGCCAAAGGUCUUGAGAGCUAAAGCUCUUUGUUGGGGAUGUCAUCCUGGUGUCACACUCAACAGAUCUCCCCUGAGAGAAAAAAUGUGAACCCAGAAAUGGAGCCUGGGAUGGUUAUGAGUAUGUAUAUCUUGCAGUUCUAACUUGGUCAUAAAACCAUGUAAGACCACCAUGUCCAUUUGCGACUAAUGAAGUUAUGUAUACAGUGUUUUGAGGUUAGUAGGGUAACUUAUUUUCUUGACAUUGAAUGCAAGGAGACUGAAUAUUUGGUACCAAGUUAUUGGGGUGUAAUGUCUGUUUGACUGCUUAGCUUUUUCCCUACUUCAUUAUCACCACCUGGCUAGCACCCGACUGCUCUUAAGUGACUAAAAGGUGAUUUUGCAAGGCUGUUGAGGCAAGCUGUCUGCCUUGUAAUAUGAUGUCCAUCUACCUCCCUCGAUAGCAUGUAUCAUAGAGUCUUUGAUAAGACCUCCCAUACAUUCAUCGUCUCCUAUACCCCAGAAAAAAAAGCCUUUUCACAGGGAAGUUUGUAUUUUUGGCUGUCUGUUGUAUUCUUCCAAGAAAUGUCGUACUAUCACUGGAAGAGAGGAACUCAGCUGCCACAUCGCGCGCGCGCCCCCCCCACCUACUCAUCUGCAGUUUGUUUUUCUGUGCCAAAUGUGGAAGGGAAUCAUAAUGCAAAUAUAUACUGUGUAUGUGUGCAAGCAUGUGGUCCCCUCUAAACAUAAUCCCAGCCCACCUGCUUCAGUCUGCCUGUUGUUGUGAGGAAGAUCAUCACUAAUAUGCAUAAUGUAGUUGUUCCUCUUUUAGACAAUCCUACUGAGUCAAACAGCGCUCAGACUCUCCUCGUGACCUGCCUAUUCACAGUGAGGUGAGAAAAAAAAACCCAACAACCCAGGAAAGCGUGUGUGUGCACGUGUGUUUGUGUAGAACUACAAGCAAAACUGAACCUGAGCAGAUGAUAUAAAUGUAUAAGGGCUGUUAGAUUACACACACUCACCACACAGCUCAACAAAUAACUUGGAUUAGUUCAAACUGGGGAUGUUUAUACAGGUCGGGGGGGGAAUUUAUUUUAUUAAUACCUAUUGACACAUUUCAGAACAAAACCUAUCUAUCUCCAUCCACUUUAGUUAGAGGAUUAUGUUGGCAAUAUACUCAUUUUUUUGACAUUGUCAGCAAACCCCAUGAAAAUGCCAAAACCAACUGUGUGUCAUUCCGUCUCUCAGUACUUUCCAACUUCUUCAACCUGCCUGUGGCUGUCAGUCCCGAGCCUAUUUGUUCCUGCUGAAGAUGUACAUCUUUAAAGACGGGUCACAAAUAUUUAGUUUUUCAAAUGGCUAAAUAUUUUUUAACAACUGGUGCACUGUAGUUUUUAACAAAUGCUACUCAGUCAGAAGUAAAUAGGUGCAUUUGCCAGGGACUGUACUCAGUUGUAAAUUUGGUGCUCAAGUGAAAAUGAAUGGCAGCAACAUGUGGGAUCAACUCAAAAUAAACUGCAGUUUUUGAACAUGUCACCCAGCGUAACAGCUCACUGGUGUGUUUUUAAUUGUUUUUGGAUAAAAAUGGACGGACUUUGAGUACACAGGCACUACUUGUUAGUAAUAUCACCUCAUCAUUGGUUUUGGUAAUUUUAUGGUAUUGGUGGCAAUAACAAAAAAUACAGAAUAUUAUCCUUUCAAUUUUUCUAAAUAACAUAACAUGACAUUGAAGUUAGUGAGUGGGUAAGACUGACUAUACAGGCAGUAGAGUUAAUAUUGAUGCCGUUAUUCAACACUUUCACUGGAUUUUAGUGAUAUCUGGUUCUCAGCAGUACAAAAGCUCUAAACUCUGCAAAACUAAGAUGUGAAUAGAAACUGUGUUACCACACACUUGAGAAUUGCAUCAAUGAUUUUCAGUCCUGGUCUUUGGGGUCAGGUGUGCUGUGGUUUUAUGUUUUGACAGGUAGUUAAAUUCUUCUGUAUCAGUCACUGAUUAGCUGGUAGAAAUGACACCCAGCAGGAUCCCAAUCAGGACUGAAUAUGACAGACCUACAUCAUAAAUGUUUACAAAUCUGUGUAUUUCAUGUAAAGCAGUGCAAAACCAUCUUAAAUGCAGGUCGAAGUCACCAGAUUACUGCACUAAAGCCAAACAUGGCAUGUCAGGCCUUAUAGACAGGAGACAUGUUGAUGCUGCUUCUCACUUAAGUAGACUCAAGAGUUUGAGGCGUUUGCUCGGCCAAACCGAGUCUAAAUAUUGAUGUUUUUAUUUACAGACCGGCAGUGCCAAUGUGACUCAGUGAGACUUAUGCCCUCUGUACUGCACUUGCACUCGGGACAUAUCACACACUCGAUAUUCCUCAGUAUCCCAGUUACUUGGACUAUACAGCAGCUAAUGCAGUGAAAUCACAGGGAAGCCUAACGCGUGUUCACAGAAACUUCCCGUAAACAAAUCAAACUGUUAAUGUGACACCAAAUGACCAUCAGCGAAACUGAUGAUAUUUAUUUCUUUUUUUUCCUAAUGUGUGGUGUGGAAGUCAUUUUUAUUUUCUGGAUUGUGGUCCUUGUUGUGUGUGAAGAUUAUGGGUGAUGAUAGUUUCAGUCAAAGACUCUUCAGGAGUUUGACAUGAGUAAAUAAUUUAGUAAAUGCCAAUGUUGACACUUGGUCAAAAGAUAAAUACCUGCACAACAAACUUAAUCAGUGAUGGUCACUCACUUACCUCCAGUAAGGCGAUCCUAAUGAUAGGAGUUUGGGAUUUUGCCUAAAUAUUUUGGCAUUACAUUUUGAAAGGUUGUAAUUUAACACCCACCCCUCCCCCACCGGAAACAAUUUUCAUCUUUUAAAUUCUCAUUCUACGUUUUGAUGAGGUUUUUGCAAAUAGUUGACUGAGCUACACAGAUGAGGUGCGUCUUUGUGUCACAAAACAGCAAAAUUGUUGUCAUCAGAGAAGAAACUGCUUCUGUCAAGAAAAAUGACACAAUCAUACAUCAGUGAGAUAUAGCGCUCACUCAUGAAGGUGCUCAGUGUAAGCAGUAAUUAUUUGCCAAGCAGAAGUACAUGAGGAGUGUAUACCAUCUUUAGGGCUAAUAGUAUGUGGUUGCAUAAACAACAAAGAAUGCUUACGAAAAAAAAUGAACAAAGUAUUGAGUGUAUUUGCAUUCAUUUUACAUCUGUGUUGACCCCUUUGCUUAUUGUUACUUAUUUUUUUAAAUUUUUUUUUAUUUUUUUUUUAACAUUUUUAGAGGGGAAUCUUUCUGUCAAGGUUGGUCAGGACUUCCUGUGCA
Messenger RNA from Scomber scombrus (Atlantic mackerel), 4931 nucleotides. RefSeq names its product kelch domain containing 3 (gene klhdc3). Gene Ontology annotation, molecular function: protein binding; chromatin binding. Gene Ontology annotation, cellular component: cytoplasm. The transcript has 11 exons. The record is from RefSeq and is a predicted model, not a curated record. The coding region runs from base 164 to 1312 and encodes 382 amino acids. NCBI's taxonomy places the organism in Eukaryota, Metazoa, Chordata, Actinopteri, Scombriformes, Scombridae.